Molecule: messenger RNA, 1949 nt
Organism: Myotis brandtii (Brandt's bat)
Lineage: Eukaryota; Metazoa; Chordata; Mammalia; Chiroptera; Vespertilionidae
Gene: WNT16
Product: wingless-type MMTV integration site family, member 16
Exons: 4
Biological process (GO): canonical Wnt signaling pathway; neuron differentiation; multicellular organism development
Cellular component (GO): extracellular region
Molecular function (GO): frizzled binding; cytokine activity
Source: RefSeq, a predicted model, not a curated record
GCUACAUCUACAGCAGCUUCUCACCUUGGAAUGCGAGGGCAGCUCCCGCAUCUCCCGCACGCACGUCUCCAGCCGGGCGCGGGAGGAGAGCCUCCAGAUCCUUCCUCCGCCUCCUCGCACUGCUCCCAGCGAGGGAGGGGAGGCCGCCGAGAGCCCCUCUCGCUUCUGGCCUUCGUUUUAUGUUGUCUGCAAGGAGGAGGAGAGCGCCGGAGAACUUGGUGCUGGGGAGCUGACCUCUGGCCUGGCGGGCCUCGGGGCAGGGAGGGCCGAAGAGGAGUGGCUGGGGCUGCGGGAAUCCAUGCGGGGGCCAUGGACCGAGCGGCGCUCCUGGGACUGUCCCGCCUGUGCGCGCUGUGGGCAGCCCUGCUCGCGCUGUUCCCCUGCGGGGCCCAAGGAAACUGGAUGUGGUUGGGCAUCGCCUCCUUCGGGGUCCCGGAGAAACUGGGCUGCGCCAACUUGCCGCUGAACAGCCGCCAGAAGGAGCUGUGCAAGAGGAAGCCCUACCUGCUGCCCAGCAUCCGCGAGGGCGCGCGCCUGGGCGUCCAGGAGUGCCGCACCGGGACCCCCGGGGCUGGCGCGGGACAGGGGCGACCCCUCCUCCGAUUCCUGUAAAGGAACAUCGAUGGUGCUUGUGUGGUCCCGACGCGCUCCCAAUCCCCCCGAGAGCGUAUGCCUCUCUCAUUUAGCAAUUUACGUCUUAUUCUAGGCACCAAGGAAACAGCGUUUAUCUACGCGGUGAUGGCUGCAGGCCUGGUGCACGCUGUGACCAGGUCAUGCAGCGCAGGCAACAUGACCGAGUGUUCCUGUGACACCACCUUGCAGAACGGCGGCUCAGCCAGCGAAGGCUGGCACUGGGGGGGCUGCUCGGAUGACGUCCAGUACGGCAUGUGGUUCAGCAGAAAGUUCCUGGACUUCCCCAUCAGAAACACCACGGGCAGAGAAAGCAAAGUGCUGUUAGCAAUGAACCUACAUAACAAUGAAGCUGGAAGGCAGGCUGUGGCCAAGCUGAUGUCCGUAGACUGCCGUUGUCACGGAGUGUCCGGCUCCUGUGCGGUGAAAACAUGCUGGAAAACCAUGUCUUCUUUUGAGAAGAUUGGCCAUUUCCUGAAGGAUAAAUAUGAGCACAGUGUUCAAGUCUCAGACAAAAUAAAAAGGAAAAUGCGCAGGAGAGAAAAGGACCAGAGGAAAGUACCGAUCCGCAAGGAGGAUCUGCUCUACAUCCAUAAGUCUCCCAACUACUGUGUAGAGGAUAAGAAAAUUGGGAUCCCGGGGACACAGGGCAGAGAAUGCAACCGCACGUCGGAGGGCACGGGUGGCUGCAACCUCCUCUGCUGUGGCCGAGGCUACAACACCCACGUGGUCAGACAUGUGGAGAGGUGCGAGUGCAAGUUCAUCUGGUGCUGCUACGUUCGCUGCAGGAGGUGUGAAAGCAUGACGGACGUCCACACCUGCAAGUAACCACUCCGUCCAGCCGUGGGCACCACGCCUCACUGACCACAGUGGAGUGCCACUUUGCAGGGCUAGUGAAGUCCACUCUGGCCUCGAAACCCAAGAUCCUUGGACCCGCCCAGAGUUCCCUUUACCUGGUUGACGUCCAGUCACACACUGAGCAUGUGGAUUUGGGGGAAUUCUACAAGUUUUGGGUUCCUAAUUUGGUGAUUUGGGGAAAAAAAAUUAUAUAUAUAAUCAUCUGUCUCCUAAGCAAGAAAGAGCAGGAAAGAACCUUCCUGUAGAAAAUCUGGUCAUCUUCAGGAUAAGAUCCUUGACUAUGGAACUCAGUUAUGGAACUCAGUAGGGGUGGGUGACUGUUAGUCAUUUUUAAAAGACACCUCUUAUCGCAGCCAGGAGCGUACAGGUGAAUCUCAUUUAUUCUCUCAGCGUCUUAUUUUUUUCUUAAUAUAUUUUAUUGAUUUCAGAGAGGAAGGGAGAAGGAGAGAUAGAAACAUCAA